AGCUGCAGAGGCUCUAGCUACCUUGGAGGGGUGGCUGUGCUGACAGCAUUGAGGCCCCCAUUCCAACCCCACCUCUGGUCCAGGUCUCAGAAAGACCCUGGAGUUAGACGUCAAUAGUCCUCUGGCCUCCAUGCCUCCUGGGUACAAGUCACUGGCCUGAGCCUGGAGGUCAGACAGAGCUGCACACUGUGAUGGAGACUCCACUUGAGAAGGCCCUGACCACUAUGGUCACCACAUUCCACAAAUAUUCGGGGAGAGAGGGUAGCAAGCUGACCCUGAGUAGGAAGGAACUAAAGGAGUUGAUCAAGAAGGAGCUGAGUCUUGGGGAGAAGAUGAAGGAGAGCAGCAUCGACGACCUGAUGAAGAGCCUGGAUAAAAACAGCGACCAGGAGAUUGACUUCAAGGAGUACUCGGUGUUCCUGACCACGCUGUGCAUGGCCUACAAUGACUUCUUCCUGGAGGACAACCAAUGAUGGGGGCUCCCCUCUGCCCUCUCUGUUUGCCACAGCUGUUGACCUCUCUAGCUCCUUUGACAGCCCUCUUUGGCCCCUGAGCCUCCUCUUCCUUCCUGAUAGACUCUUCCAGCAGAGGCAAUAAAGAUUUUCCAUCUCAA
Messenger RNA from Marmota flaviventris (yellow-bellied marmot), 613 nucleotides. RefSeq names its product S100 calcium binding protein A5 (gene S100a5). The record is from RefSeq and is a predicted model, not a curated record. Gene Ontology annotation, cellular component: nucleus. NCBI's taxonomy places the organism in Eukaryota, Metazoa, Chordata, Mammalia, Rodentia, Sciuridae. Gene Ontology annotation, molecular function: transition metal ion binding; calcium ion binding; calcium-dependent protein binding.